AUGGUGUUUUACAGCGGCCAAGAAGAACUCGACAAUCUUGUCUGGGAUAGAAAUGACGAGGAUUCUGAGGCAGCGCAGAAUCAACUGAGGCUUAAAACCUUCUGCCGUCGAGUGGAAGAGUUUGUCCAGCAUCAAUUUGGCAAACCAGCAACACUCAUUUCGCCCUUGAUCUUUAGAGGGUUCAACGUUCUUUACCGAGUGCAGGUGGAAGAAAUGUCGCCUCAUGUUAUGGUUCGACUUCCAUGCCCAAGCCUCGUUCAGUUCCCUGGUGAGAAGACAAUGUAUGAGGCAGCGACAGCUUGUCUUGUGGCACAAGAGACCAAGUUGCCGGUUCCGCGCCAUUUACACUUCGGCCAAGACUCGGUGUUAGGUCCCUUUAUCAUCAUGGAGCGACGAGAGAAUAGUGGGAGCAUAUCUGCCAGGCUAACACGGCCAAAUAAAGACUUGUCAGUGCCCCACGUCCUUGACCCAAACGUAUUUGAGUCUCUUUUGCAUGUUAUCUGGCAAAGAGUAGCGCAUUGUUUGUUGGCAAUGUCCCAACUAGCUUUCCCAAGGAUUGGAUCUCUGCUCCAAACUCAUCCUCAUAUCUAUGAAGUUUCCGGUCGUCCAUUGUCUCAUAAUAUGACCGACAUGGUUCGUCUAGCAAACAUACCAAGAUGUAUCUUGCCUCCAGAAAGCCAGACUUACACAGGUACGGAUGAAUGGUACACCGUCCUGGCAGAGAUGCAUAUUGCACAACUCGUAUUUCAGCAUAACGACCUUGUUACUUCUGAAGACGACUGCCGGAAUAAAUAUGUAUCGCGGCAAAUAUUUCGCCGACUGGCCAGGCAUGGCAAAUUGUCGAGCUUCGGGUUUGCUGAAGAUACUUGGUCAUCACAGUCAUCUCAGAUUUUGCCAGAAACACUAUCACCAUGCCCUUCUAACUCUGGACCUUUCCGGCUAUGGGGAGAUGACUUUCGCGCAGGUAACAUCCUGCUUGACGACUCGGAUCAGAUAGCUGCUCUAAUUGACUGGGAGUAUACAUAUGCUGGGCCAACGCAAUUUAUUCUUGAUCCGCCCUGGUGGUUGCUACUUGAGACCGCAGAAAUGUGGUCACCGGAUCUCAACGACUGGAGGCAAACCUAUGAGUCUCGUUUGGGCAUUUGGCUUUCGGCUAUGGAGAAAGCAGAAGCCAGCAUGGGCACACCAGCCUAUAACACUUUCCCAGUACCCCUAUCUAGCUAUGCGGCCCGUAAGAGUUGGGCAUUUGACUCUAUGUACUGGAACUUCCUAGAUGAGAGGUUCUUUGGUCAUCGGGAUCCUGGCGCGGUGAAAGGCGAUCUCUGGAAGACACGGAUUGACUUGUUGAGUGAUGACGAGAGAGCUGCCAUGGAGCCCUUUGUACAGAGGAAGAUGGCUGAGAGCAAGGAAAGGCGUGUUGUCGAAUGGGAUGAGACUGAGGCACAGAAGCGGUUUUCUGAACUCCUGUUCAAAUAG
Fusarium mangiferae is the source of this 1476-nucleotide messenger RNA. RefSeq lists its product as uncharacterized. NCBI's taxonomy places the organism in Eukaryota, Fungi, Ascomycota, Sordariomycetes, Hypocreales, Nectriaceae. Bases 1 to 1476 code for a protein of 491 amino acids. The transcript is spliced from 2 exons. The record is from RefSeq and is a predicted model, not a curated record.